AAAAAAAACUCUACUACAAUCAUCAUGUUUGACACGAGCUGAAAAUUCAUGUAUUUUUACUUCCUUUCCUUCUCUGUUUUUACUCCAAGAUGGGUAUAAGUCGUGAUAGCGCUCAUAAGCGAAGGGCCACUGGUGGCAAACGCAAGUCCCUCCGCAAGAAGAGGAAGUUCGAGUUAGGACGUCCAGCAGCAAACACUAAACUCGGUGGUUCACGUAUCCAUCAAGUCCGCACCCGUGGCGGUAAUGUCAAAUACCGUGCUCUCCGUUUGGAUACCGGCAAUUUCUCGUGGGCCUCCGAAGGUGUUGCCCGCAAGACCCGUAUCAUCGAUGUCGUGUACAAUGCCUCCAACAACGAGUUGGUGCGUACCAGUACGCUGGUAAAGAAUGCCAUCAUCGUGAUCGAUGCCACUCCAUUCAGACAGUGGUACGAAUCCCAUUACAUCCUGCCUUUGGGACGCAAGCGUGACCCCAAACACGCUAGCAAAGACGAUGAGAACGAUGUUCUCAACAAGAAGCGCAGCGAUCGUGUGAUGAAGAAAUACUUGGAUCGCCAAAAGCACGCCAAGGUUGAGCAAGCUUUGGAAGAUCAAUUUAUUUCUGGACGUAUUCUUGCUUGUGUAUCAUCCCGCCCAGGACAAUGCGGUCGUGCUGAUGGUUACAUUCUUGAAGGCAAAGAACUUGAAUUUUACCUUAAGAAGAUUAAGAAAUAAAAAGGAAGCGCUAUGCAAACAUAGUUUUAUAUGAAA
Episyrphus balteatus (marmalade hoverfly) is the source of this 746-nucleotide messenger RNA. RefSeq names its product 40S ribosomal protein S8. The record is from RefSeq and is a predicted model, not a curated record. The transcript has 4 exons. Gene Ontology annotation, cellular component: ribosome; cytosolic small ribosomal subunit. NCBI's taxonomy places the organism in Eukaryota, Metazoa, Arthropoda, Insecta, Diptera, Syrphidae. The coding region runs from base 90 to 710 and encodes 206 amino acids. Gene Ontology annotation, biological process: translation; maturation of SSU-rRNA from tricistronic rRNA transcript (SSU-rRNA, 5.8S rRNA, LSU-rRNA). Gene Ontology annotation, molecular function: structural constituent of ribosome.